Capronia epimyces CBS 606.96 is the source of this 1197-nucleotide messenger RNA. Its product is annotated as L-iditol 2-dehydrogenase. The record is from RefSeq and is a predicted model, not a curated record. Gene Ontology annotation, biological process: D-sorbitol catabolic process. Lineage: Eukaryota; Fungi; Ascomycota; Eurotiomycetes; Chaetothyriales; Herpotrichiellaceae. Gene Ontology annotation, molecular function: L-iditol 2-dehydrogenase (NAD+) activity. The transcript is spliced from 2 exons. The coding region runs from base 1 to 1197 and encodes 398 amino acids.
AUGUCUCCCUCCGAAAGCGUCCAGGCGCUAGUACUUCAUGGCGCCAAAGACUUAAGAGUGGAAACCAGGCCAGAGCCUACGCCCCGCAAAGGAGAGGUCCAGAUAGCCAUCAAGGCCACCGGUCUCUGCGGAUCGGACUUGCACUACUACCAGCAUGGCCGUAAUGGCAGCUUUGUGAUCCAAGCACCACUUGUUCUUGGUCACGAAGCAUCAGGCGUCGUCACUGCUGUUCCUGACACGCAGAAUGGAGCCACCACCGGCGCUGGUCCUUCGGCAGGCCUCAAGGUUGGAGACAGAGUCGCCCUAGAAGUCGGUAUACCCUGUCGGUCAUGCUCACUAUGUACUACCGGCCGAUAUAACCUCUGUCCUCAAAUGUCCUUCAGGUCUUCAGCAAAGACAUUUCCGCAUGCAGACGGCACCCUACAGACUGUGAUAUCCCAUCCGGCCAACAUGUGCCAUGAACUCCCCGAGCACGUCACGUUCGAACAAGGCGCCCUUGUUGAGCCAUUAGCUGUUUCGCUGCACGGGAUCAAUCGAAGCCAGAGUGCGGGAUCAAGCGCCGGAGUUCCCCUGGUCGGCUCAACUGCCUUGGUGCUCGGGGCUGGUGCUGUUGGGAUGCUGACCGCGGCCGCGCUCGCCGUCGCCGGAGUCUCAAAAAUCGUCAUUGCCGAUAUUGAUGCUCCGAGGCUCAAGAUCGCAGCGGGCCUAGCCAGUGGGAAAUACAAGCUGAAGACGUUCCUGUUGCCACGCAAAGCACCGGCGCCGACCAUCGAGGAGACACUAGCUGGUGCACAAGAAUUGGCCACUGAGGUUUGCAAGUCAGCAGACCUGCAAUCUGGGUUUGACAGAGUUUUCGAAUGCACGGGAGUGCAAUCUUGCGUGCAACUAGGCAUCUUUGCAGCUACGGCAGGUGGGAAGCUGGUGCUGGUUGGAAUGGGUACCCCGACCCAGACACUGCCCUUGGGCGCAGCAGCCUUGAGGGAAGUGGACAUUAUUGGUGUAUUCCGAUAUGCAAACUGCUAUCCAGCUGCUAUUGCACUUUUUGCGAGCGGACAAUUGGACGGUGUCGUUGAAGACCUUGUUACACACCGUGUCGCACUUGCAGACGGAGAAAGAGCAUUUAGACUGGCUGCAAACCAGCCAAAGGACGGAGAAGACGAGGGAAGAGUGCCUGUAAAGGUCGUCAUCACUUCGUGA